GGCAGUCGCACCGCCAACCCACCCCGUGCGUCCGCGGCGGAGCACGAGCCCGGAGAAGCACCGUGAGGUUUCCCGUCGGCCCCCUCGCGACUCACCGACACCUGGCAGAGCCCGCGGCGGGUCAUGACGUGGGCGGCCACGCGCCUUUGAUCACAGGCGCGCGCCGGGGAGGAGACGCGUGUGUGAGGAUGCGGGACCCUCCGCUCCAAUAACACCACAACUAAACCCUCUGCCGAACAGGUUGCUGACAUUUUCUUCACUCUGACAGGGGGCUUUGGAGGCACAGCCAAGUAUGCUCUCCCCCAGAUGGUGACUUCCAAAGGACUUCCAGUGAGAAAUGGCUUUGAGGGUAAUACUCCACUGGCCUGUCAAGGUUUCCCUCCUUUUCACAUCCUUCCAUCUCUGCAUCCCCAGCUAUCUUCUAAUUUCUUUAACCAGAGAGAGGUUACGACUGAACAAUGCAUCUGACUGAAAGGCGUGGUAGCUGUGGACGAGCAUGUCAAUCAAAAUGUAGCUCUGCCCAAAGACAGACCCUGCAUUAUCUGCUUUUCUCCAGCGUUUGAUGGAGAGCUGGUCGAAUGUCAGCGGGAACUGUCGUUAUAACCGGAGGAAUUCUUGCCGGUGUGAUACUGCUGUGCAUCGUAGCAGUCCUCUGUUACUGUAGACUCCAGUAUUACUGCUGUAAGAAGAAUGACUCUGAGGCGGACGUGGGCUCCGUGGCAGGGGCCGACCCGCUCUCUCACUCCCCGUGCAACGCCUGCAACGCCCUGGCCAUGGACGGCACGGCCAUCACGCCGGUCUCUCUGGACCAGCUGGACACGUCCGCUUCUCACCACAACCACUGCCCCACCUGCUCGCCGUACCCCGUCCGCUCUGGACUCGCAGACGGCAUGCGUAACGGAGGGGAGCGCCUGGGCUUCCAUACCUACUACGAGAACCCAUCGGCGUCUCUUCCCCUGUCCGUCCACCCGCAGGCUUCCUCCCCUCUGAGCUACUACAACCCCUCAGACGUGUUCCCUCCUCCUCCGCCGCCGCGCCCCUACAGCACCGAGGUCUGACUUUCUCUUCACCACAAACUCUCUCUCACACACACACACAUACGAACAUUUCUAAUAAAUCCAGCACAUACUCAUGACCAAAUUCAGGGGAUCUAUUAAGAUACAGCACAAUCACACAGCCGUUACUGCACAUGCUGCCUUUAGUCGCCCUCAGUUCCCCCCACUCAUUCACACAUGGAUGGAUGGAGCUGCAGCUGCAGCCUGGUCCGUGUUCGAUCUGCAGGGAAACGGCCCACAAACUCCCACGGCUUUAGUUAAUGUGUCACGCGGGUGUGACGUAAUCACCAGCCCACUACAUGCGGUUUAGCAGUCGCACGACUUCCUUGAAUAACUUGUCAGAAAGAAAGAAAAAAAGAAUAAUUUACAGGGACUUUUUUCAUGGAAAAGUCCGUGAAAGAAAAUAUGUAUCAACUUUUUUUUAGAAGUCAGAUUGAGUCUGUUUCCUCGUGAUUAUCACCGAAAGAAGUCUUUCAGGAAACUUUGUGGUGAAGUAUUUGGAAACAUUAAUAAAUCAUAAAUGAGUAAAGUAGAUCGGGAAAGCUUCUAAUAGAGGUAAAGGCUUAGGACUUAUGAUAUAUCUCAGUAAAAAUACAUUCAUGAGGCACGAUAAAACUCAAGUUUAGCUCGAUCUCUGGCAAAACAUACAGCAAACUACUGGAAACUGGCCGCCCUGACCCAAGUCAUGUCUUUAUGACUUAUUAGCUGUUAGUGGUUUCAGCAUGAGUGUUGUAUGAAAACAGAGCUCAGUACAUCUUAAGCCUUUUCCAGUCACCUUAGAUGAGGAGGUAAGGGAUCUUCACUUUUUUUCUUUUCUCACCUGUAACUCCCACGUCAUCCAGUAUCAGACUCUUCUACAGCUGCGAGCUGAUACCCAGGAGGGCAAGUGGAGACACGUGCUAGAUUCUCAUACAUGUCGUGUUUCAGUGAGCAAGAUGCACUGCACGGCGUGUUUGGUUUCUGUUGUACUUUCCUCGCUACCACUCCGGUGUAAACCCCCCGUCCUCCUCCCCCAUGUCACCGUCUGACUUCCAGUACAUGAGGGCUAACUGUUUUUCUAUCAGCAAUAGUGGUUUGUCAGCUAUAGAAACUAGCUUUGUCUGUGUGUAAAGCACGAGGGGGGAAAGGAAGUUUAGGCCACUUAGCAGUUUCAGUCAGCUUGAAAAGAGACUUCUCUCCUGCCGUGUCUUAUGUACGAGUUGAUGUGUCUCACUUUUUCUUGUUUAGGGAUUCAGAUGUAUGAAAAGAGAGGAUCAAUUUACUUUACUGGGAUCACGUUUCACCGAUUUUGAAGCCCUCUUCAUGAACUGGACGCAGUGAUAU
Messenger RNA from Cololabis saira (Pacific saury), 2378 nucleotides. RefSeq names its product protein FAM163A-like. Lineage: Eukaryota; Metazoa; Chordata; Actinopteri; Beloniformes; Belonidae. The record is from RefSeq and is a predicted model, not a curated record. Bases 579 to 1058 code for a protein of 159 amino acids. The transcript has 6 exons.